AUGGCGGCCCCAAAUCGAUCCUUCUUGAAGUACGCGUUUCCGUCUUGCCGGAGUUGUUCGGCCUGCUUCGCCGCCGCUAUUGGCGACAUUUUCCUCUUCUUCCCCCUCCCUAUUCUGUCUCUCCCCCUUCUCUUCUCACUCUGUAUCUAUAGAAUCUGUUCACACAGUCGAGCUAUAAAACCUGAAAAUGGAACACGCCCACCAAAGUUUGCAGAUGUAAAAGACGUAGAACUGAGAUAUCUUGGCGAUGGAUUUCGGAAAUCGAGGGAAAAUGCGAAAGAAACGCGAAAACGAAAUGAAAAUGAAAUUGAAAUUCUUUGCUGGAUAAAGAUUUUUCGGGAUUGUACUAUUGCCAGGGCGCCCAAUGAAAGGAAGUUAGUUUGGUUCAGACAAUCUUCUCCACAGGCCUCUCAUGUGGACAACAUUCAAAUUUCCACCCACUGA
Molecule: messenger RNA, 444 nt
Organism: Striga asiatica
Lineage: Eukaryota; Viridiplantae; Streptophyta; Magnoliopsida; Lamiales; Orobanchaceae
Source: the annotation of a GenBank genome assembly